Lagopus muta (rock ptarmigan) is the source of this 5339-nucleotide messenger RNA. RefSeq names its product myocardial zonula adherens protein (gene MYZAP). Gene Ontology annotation, molecular function: transcription elongation factor activity. Lineage: Eukaryota; Metazoa; Chordata; Aves; Galliformes; Phasianidae. Gene Ontology annotation, cellular component: nuclear envelope; intracellular anatomical structure; nucleus. The record is from RefSeq and is a predicted model, not a curated record. The coding region runs from base 403 to 2799 and encodes 798 amino acids. The transcript has 21 exons. Gene Ontology annotation, biological process: transcription elongation by RNA polymerase II; maintenance of ER location; intracellular signal transduction.
GUAAAUCCUGCCUGUUGACUUUAAAGGGACCAUCACAUCUGCAUGAUGAGUGAGGCUUGCCCACAACUUUCUUGCAAAUUUUGGUUGGGAAGCUUUGUCUUUGUAGGAGCCCAGCUGUAUACUUUGCUGAGUGAGCUACACAGUGCAAUAGCUCCAGCUUUUUGGUCUUUUCUGCAUCACACAGCAUAUUUCAGAAAUUUAAUUUUGAUGCUUAUUGGAGCUUCCGAUCCUAUUCUGAAGGUUCAUGCCAUUAGCAGAAAAACAGACAAGAAAAAAAAAAAGUUAAAUUCCAAGCACAGGUGGAUGAUGAAAAUUUAAGCUCUCCAAGUUGCCAGUGGGAAACUGUAAGAACAUUUCUAUGUGAGCACAGAGAAGGGUCUCAGUACAGACUCCUAUGCUGGAAUGUCUUGCAAGCGUGGUGGAGCUGUCUUAUCUGUCACACACCUGAGAUUGAAGGUCUUUUUGUGCUGGCUGUGCAAGACUCUUUGGAGUGCCUUUGCUGCAGAGAUGAAUGUUUGCAGACUACGUUUAACAGUACCACCUGAUGAAGUCUCACAGCCUGAGCAGGGAGCAAAAGAACCUGAAAGAAAGAAAAAUGAGCUCUACCAUGUACCAAAUGGCAUGUCUCCGGGGAAGCUCUCUCAUGGGAUGGUGUAUGGCGUUGUGCACCGGACUGACAACAACCAUAAGAAAGAAAUGGUGGUUUAUGGCUGGUCAGCUGAUCAGCUGAAAGAGGAGAUGAAUUACAUUAAAGAAGUGAGAGCAACUCUGGAAAAAGUAAGAAAGAAAAUGUAUGGGGAGUAUGAUGAAAUGAAACGAAAAAUACAGCAGCUUACGAAUGAACUGAAAGUGACAAAUGCUCAUCAGGAAUCCUUAGAGAAUCAUGUGCGAGUGCAGGCUGCAGCCUUAGAUAGCUUUAGUGAAAUGAACAGCUCCUUGACAUCAGCAUCAAUAGACUUGCAGAAAACUCUGGUGGAUGUUACUUUGGAGAACUCUGAUAUAAGGGAACAAAUAAGGAAUUUAAAACACACACAUGAGCAAUCUAUGGAAAAGCUGAGAGAGAAGCAGAAACAACUGGAAACAGCACAAAUUGAAAAUCAGUUACUGAAAUUAAAGGUGGAAUCAUCACAAGAAGCCAAUGCGGAAGUCAUGAGAGAGAUGACGAGAAAACUGUACAGUCAAUAUGAGGAAAAACUGAGAGAAGAGGAGCAGAAACAUAAAGCUGAGAAGGAAAUUCUCCUAGAGGAAACCAACCGGCUUCUGAAGGCUAUUGAGGAGUCAAAUAAGAAGAUGCAGAUUACAGAAACAAGUAUACAGGAGAAAGACCAGAGAAUUGGUGAGCUGGAUCGGUUGAUUGAACGCAUGGAAGAGGAACGUCACCAGCUGCAAAAACAACUGGAACUAAAUGAAAUACAACUAUCUGGAGCAAAAUCUGAAAGCAACUCUGACAGUGAGAGGUCACAGCAUUUGGAGGAGGUAGCAGCUAGCCUAAGGGAGAGAAUAAAGCAUCUGGAUGAUAUGGUCCACUGCCAACAGAAGAAAGUUAAGCACAUGGUUGAGGAGAUUGAAAUGCUAAGAAAGAAAGUCAAAGAAAAGGAAUUAUUUAUAAUACAGCUUUUAGAAAAGAUUUCUUUCUUAGAAUGUGAGAAUAAAGAAUUACAAGAUAAAUUGGACUAUUUAAUGGAAAAUCAACCAAAGACCCAUGUAGAAACCAGAGAUGCUGGUGUAGGAUGUGAUCUUCCAUAUAGGAAGUUCAUCGAUAAGCUCCCAGAUAAGGGCAAGAAGAUCUCUGAUUUUGCAGAGAAGCUGAUGCGUGCCAUCUCACAAGAGGAAGAGCUGGCACGGACUGCAGAGCUGUUGUCCGCGGUCAGGCUGGAGUUCCAGGCAGAACAGGACAAGGCUCGUACCAGUAACCAGCACAUCGCACUGGGCGAACAUGUGCUGCACCAGAAGGAGCCCCCAGUCCUCAGUGCCAAUUCUCGUGCUGAAGAAGUUCCUAAGACUGCUUCCCAAGGACAGGAGGGAGAAUAUUUGGGGCACGAUACCAUAAACACGGCUUUGGAAAAUCAGAGGACUCAGAGCAAAAAUGAUGAAAUGAGGACUGUCAUAAAACAUCAGAAUCUCUGUUGUGAAGCUAUCUCCAAAUCAGCCCCAAGCAGUCACCUGAACAAUGAUCAUCAGAUCUCUCGGAACAAUACUGAGGGUGGCACAGAAAGUGCUUUAGACAACUGUAAUGACACAUUGGUUGAUGCUUUUCAAAAAGUUACCAUUGGAGAUGGGGAUAAUAGUGAAAAAGUAUUGGAAAAAGAGCAGAAUGUGUCUAAACAUAAGGGCAAUAUUUUUGGAAGCCUGCACCCCAGGACACCACAUUAUAUUGAAGUUCUGGAGUCCAGAGCAAAAAACCCUGUCAUAAAAAAAAGCAAAUUCAAAACAAAUGCGUUAUCAGGAGAGCAGAGCGGAUCAUCGCGUGGUUCCUCACCCAGUCAGUCACCUGGGGGAUCUGGCUCUCCAAUUACUGCUGAAGAAAGAAGACUUAGAGAUAAGAAACAUUUGAAUGACAUCACAGCAGCUCGGCUACCACCGCUUCACCACUCCCCUGCUAAGCUGUUGUCUAUUGAGGAGUCCAUAGCAAUUCAGAUACAGCAAAAAGAAGCUUAUGAGGAAAUGCAAGCCAAACUUGCAGCACAGAAGCUUGCAGAGAGGUUGAAUAUAAAAAUGACCAGCUUUGAACCAGAGGGGGAGGCUGCAAUGCAAUACAGAGAAGUGAGAGAUGAAGAUGAUUUUUCAGCAGAUGACUGAAUUCAGGAAGGGGUGUCAGAGAAUGAGCCACGUAACUGAUCCUUAUGCAGUACUUCUUAAAACCCAAACGUGAACAUUGAUCUAAUUAGUUGUUUCUGAACAUUUUAACAUUACAGCUAUGGGAAGGGUUCAUAAUAAUGCUUGUACUUGUGAGGUUUAUUAAGUGAUAAGCCCAGUAUUAUUUGGAGACUGGUUUUGGAACACUUGUGGCAUUUAAUCCUUGCGGAAAGCCCAACAGUUUUCAACUACAGUGAAGUGAGCUCCUUUUCCAAGCUAUAAUGAAUCAUCUACAAGAGAAGAUUUCUUUUGCUGGGAAAUGUAAGUGUAAAGAGCCUCAUAAUCCAAGUCUGUAAAGUUAGCUAAGGUGCCUAUGAACUGCUGGGUGGAAACGAUAUUUAUGAAAUCUCUUCUUUGUAUAAAUGUGAGGUACCUCUAUUGAGGCAUAGUCUAUGAAGGUCAUCCGUGUUUUACCAUAUGGUGACAGUACACAUCCAAAUGACUACAAUAAAUUUGUGAUCAUUUUCUUCCUAUCAUGAGAACUUGUUUCUAUGCCCGUAGCUUCCAGUAACGCUUUCUGCCACUGUGCUGUAAAUAGAAAAGAACAUGAAGUUUUUACCUAACUUAAUUCUGUUUGUGCUUUAAGGGAUUCUGCUGUUUCAUAUUUGGAGACUACUGCAAAGCACUUCAAGAGAUUAAAUUAAUCUGAACACUUCAGUAUUUUUAUUAAAGGUUUUGGUGUUUUUCAUUAUUUUUGUACAGUGCUUUCGAACUUUGGAAUGCUAUUUUUUCAUAGUCUGGUACUGUAAAUUAAAAGAUUGCCUCUGGUUUUCUUGGAGAAAAUAAGUCCUAUGUAUUUUACAGACUUAGCUGUUCUUUGAAGAUAAAAAACAAAUCUUCCUUACAGUAACAUUUUCUGCCUAUUAUUAUGAAUUUUGAAAUAUACAGAACACAAAUGAGAAGUGUUUCUCAGUGAUAUUCCACUACUGACUAGCGUAUUCAAAUCCUGCUGUGAGUGUAUUUUAGCUUUAAGAAACAAACCUCAGAUCCCUUGUGUAGCCUGGCAUAACCUACCUUCUGAGAUGCUCCAGCAGCAGUGCAUACAGGACAGCUGUGUGUGCAAGGCUUUCCCUGGGUGUGUACAUACUGCACAUGUCGCCAGAAACCAAGAUGUGAGUCAUUCAAAAAGCUCACCUUGAGAAAGAGGGCUGAAAGUCUCUGCCACUUACUGAGCGCAUAAAGCAGCUAAUGCCACCAAUAGCACUUUUCUAGCAGGCAGAUACUCUUUCCCUAAUGCUCUGUGAGCUCUCAGAUAAUCCGCAUGGCACAGUCCUUUCCCUGGGAAUGUGGUUUGGCAGGCAGAACUGCUGCUAAGUUUGUAUGUGGCAUUUUUUUAAAUUGUGUAAUCUGUUCCUCAUCUGUGAUACCUCUUCCCCAUAUCCUUUCCUCUCUCUGGUUUCUUGUUUCAAUUAUUUAUUGGCUUCUCACCAGCUGUGUGUUUUUUCCUUCUCUGAGACUCCACUCUCAUAAGAACAUCUCUAUGCAACCCAUUCCCUUUCAUAUGUAUUCCAGUGUUCAUAUCAGAUACUCCAGUGCCUGCAAUUAACUUUGCCACAUGCCUUGCAGCCUGCUGCCAUUGCAGCCUCCUCUUGCUUUCUGCAACUUGAGUUCAAGACCAGCCGUGCACCUGAACACCUGCAUACCUCACUCUAAUGUCUGCAGGGACAUGAAUGUGUUUUUUUGCUGUAGCUACCCUUGUAGCAAAGCUCAGACUGCAUGCUGUACAGGUGUAUGACACUUUCAGGCCUUGUAUGUCUUUCUCCUUACCACUCCUAUAUCCUUACCUCUCUGUUGUGUGGUUUGUUUUGUUUUCUUUUUCUGUGCUUCUAUACACAGCAUCUCACCAGCAUAGGUGAACCUUGAAGCAUAGUUUGUUACCUUUCCAGGCCUGUUUGUGUCCCUCUUGUUCCUGACUGCAUUAUUCCACCCUGUUAUGCUACCAUGUGUGGCUAUUCCAGUGUCUAUGGUAACUGUUGAGUCACGGCCUGACCCACUGAUUGAGCACCUGGGAAAGGACCCGGUCAGUGCUGGGAGCACAGGUGAAGGCAAUUCAGCUGUGUGACUGGGAGGGGUGGAGCCUGGCUGCACCUCUCUUAGGUCUCACUGAAGGGCUGGUGCCCAGUAGGGAAGGGUGUCUUUCUGGAGAUUUCUUCUUGGUGAAGCUUUCCCCUGUGAACUUAGAAUCUUCUGACAUGGAAUGAUGUGGAUGCUUCCACUUUUUGUGAAGAGGGCGGUAUGAGCAAGGAGAGUGUAUACUGGAUCAGGUGGAAGUGAUGACUGAUGGACCCAGGAAAAAAUCUGCAGGAACAAGUGAAAAAUCCAUGCGGAUACUGAAAUCCUGUCCACGUCAAGAUCCCGAAGGUGUUCAACCACAAAGACUUUCACCACUGGCCAGUAAAAUUACUGCUUAUAAUUGUACCCAAGAAAGAAAAGAUCGAAACUGGUCCUUAUGGAAAAUGAACUGCUCACAACUGUUGAUAAAG